This is a messenger RNA of Zasmidium cellare ATCC 36951, 1806 nucleotides long. RefSeq names its product GMC oxidoreductase. Gene Ontology annotation, molecular function: oxidoreductase activity, acting on CH-OH group of donors; flavin adenine dinucleotide binding. NCBI's taxonomy places the organism in Eukaryota, Fungi, Ascomycota, Dothideomycetes, Mycosphaerellales, Mycosphaerellaceae. The coding region runs from base 1 to 1806 and encodes 601 amino acids. The record is from RefSeq and is a predicted model, not a curated record. The transcript is spliced from 3 exons.
AUGGCCAAAGGAGACGAUGCGGCCAAAGCUUUCACUGAGAAGCAAUUCGACUAUCUUGUCAUCGGUGGAGGCACGGCUGGCCUUGUGGUGGCGGCGCGAUUGAGCGAAAGGCAGGACUUGAACGUUGGCGUACUCGAAGCUGGACAUGCCAUUCCAGAUGAUACACCUGCAGUCAGUGUGCCAGGACGAUGGGGUGAAGGGAUAGGCACAGGGUACGACUGGCAAUUCGAAACAACUUCGCAAAAACAGCUUGGUGGUCGAAAGCUAGCAUGGCCUCGUGGGAAAGCACUCGGAGGCUCGGCGGCGCUGAACUUCAUGAUAUGGAACCGACCUAGUCGCGAUGACCUGGAUGCGUGGGAACGGCUCGGAUGCAAGGGUUGGGGAUGGAACGACAUGCUGCACUAUUACAAGAAGAGUGAGAUGUUCGUAGAACCUAAUGACAAGGCUAAGCUAGAACAUACCAUCCACUACGAUCGUGAAGCACAUGGCACGAGCGGCCCAGUCACAGUCUCGUUCAAUAAGGAGCAUUCGGUUCCCCAUCAAUACUGGCACAAGACACUCGAAAACCUUGGUGUUGCAACAAACAAAAUGCACAUGUCAGGCUCGAACACUGGCGCAUGGACGAGCAUGGUGGCAGUCAAUCCUCAAACCGCAACUCGCGAGUACUCUGCCACUUCGUACUACAAGCCGGUGAGGGAUCGUAAAAAUUUGACGGUCUUGACUGGUGCUAUAGUGCGUGAUGUUGUGCUCGAGAAGUCUGAGGGAGAAUGGAUCGCCCAGGGCGUGCGUUUCGAGCACGACGGGUCAGAGUAUAUUGCCCAUGCCUCGAAAGAAGUGGUAUUGUCCGCUGGCAGUAUCAAGUCGCCACAAAUCCUUGAGCUGUCUGGUAUAGGAAACCCUGCGAUAUUGGAGAAAGCGGGGGCCCAGACGAAGGUGGUGAAUAAGAAUGUGGGCGAGAAUCUACAGGAUCAUCUGAUGACUGCAACAAUCUACGACAUAGAUCCGUCCGUCCCUACCCUCGACGACCUUCGCGUUGACCCCAAGCUUGCUGCUGCUGCAGACGAAGAAUACAAGACUCGCCUCACAGGCCCCAGGACCUUGCUCUCCUGUUCGAUGGCAUACAUCCCGCUGUCGACCUUGGUGCCAGAAGCAGGCAUCUCUACUCUGACUUCGCAUCUGUCAACUCCGACGGACCUCCUCUCAAAAGCUAUCGCUAGUCGGCUUGAACCUUCUGCCAACGGCGGCCAUGUUGAGUACAUCUUCGACGUGGGCAAUUGGAACCCUUUCACGCCGGUCCAGCCGGGCAAGAAAUACGCCACUCUGCUGCAAAUCCUCCAAUACCCUUUCUCGCGCGGCAGCAUUCAUAUCAACCCGGCAGCACCGCAUGAAGCUCCGAUAAUCGAUCCUCGAUACUACGAAGACGAGGGCCAAAUCGACCGUGAAGUCCAACUCCACGCCGCUGAGUUCGGUCAGAAAAUUCUCGAGGCUGAACCGCUCAAGUCCUUCGUCAAAGAACGAGUCUGGCCUCCUAAGGGCGUGAACAAUCGAGAAUGGAACGAGUGGAUCGUAGGAAAUACUACAACGGAUUGGCAUCCCGUCGCGACGUGUGCCAUGGGUGGAAAGGAGGGGAAGGAAGGGGGGGGGGGGGGGGUCGUCGACGAGAGGCUGAGGGUGUAUGGGGUGAAAGGAUUGAGGGUCGUGGAUGCGAGCAUUAUGCCAUUGCAGAUAUCGGCGCAUCUGCAGGCCACGGUGUAUGCCAUCGGCGAGAAAGGGGCUGAUGUGAUAUUGGAGGACGCGGGUGCUUGA